Messenger RNA from Fusarium vanettenii 77-13-4, 1194 nucleotides. RefSeq lists its product as uncharacterized. The transcript is spliced from 2 exons. Gene Ontology annotation, cellular component: intracellular membrane-bounded organelle; cytosol; membrane. NCBI's taxonomy places the organism in Eukaryota, Fungi, Ascomycota, Sordariomycetes, Hypocreales, Nectriaceae. Bases 1 to 1194 code for a protein of 397 amino acids. The record is from RefSeq and is a predicted model, not a curated record. Gene Ontology annotation, biological process: endocytosis; maintenance of cell polarity; piecemeal microautophagy of the nucleus. Gene Ontology annotation, molecular function: oxysterol binding.
AUGGAGUUACUCAAGACCAAGAGAACCGUUCACGAGGCAGACAAGUCGAUAUCCUCUAGGUUUAUUGACCUCGUCAAGUUCUUAUCAACCCUCAAAUCAGAUCUAGAUCUUGCCAAUGUCACUGCUCCGCCUUUCUUCUUGGCCCCCUCUUCAGUUGUUGAGAACCCCGGCAGCUGGGCUCAACGCCCAUCAAUAUUUACAGCUGCUGCAGUCGAGCCGGAUCCAGCUAGGCGCAGUCUAUCAAUACUGCAAAUGUUCCUAGCUGGUCUACGGAAUCAACUCUAUGUCGGAGGUGCCCCAAACGUUAGCAUCAAGAAGCCCCUGAAUGCAUUCCUUGGAGAGUUGUUUCUUGCAUCAUGGACCGAUUCGGAUAGCACGGUUAGACUGGUUGUCGAGCAAGUCAGCCAUCACCCACCGAUCACGGCAAUGCACAUUGCCAGCAAGGAACAUGGCAUAAGAGCAGAUGGUUACGGGAGGGUGGAAAUGACGUUCAACGGCAACAUCAAUAUCAAGCAAAUCGGACACGCGAUAAUCCAUGUUGACAAGUUUGACGAGGACUACUUGGUGCCAUUGCCAAAUGUACUUGUCCGUGGCUUCCUGUCGGCCUGUCUUUAUCCUGAAAUCAUCGGCACAUACAGCAUCGUUUCGAGUUCUGGAUACGUAUCAGAAAUCAACUUUUCCGGCACAGGCUUCUUUCGAGGAAAGAGAAACUAUUUCGAGGCACGAGUUUACCACAAGGACACGCCCAAAAAGUCAUGUUUCAAGUUGUCAGGAAUCUGGAGUGAGGGUUGGAAGAUAACCGAUGGUGAUGGGAAACUUUUGGAAACCUACGACGCCUCAGCCGUCCCAGUCCCGAUAAGUAUCGAUCCGCUUGACGAACAGGACCACCGGGAGUCCCGGAACGCUUGGAAGGACGUUAUUUCGGCUCUUGAAAAAGGAAACUACCGAGCAGCGUCUGCAGCAAAGAAUGACAUUGAGGAAGCACAACGACAAAAGAGAAGAGAAGAGGAGAGACAUGGAAAGACGUGGAAGCCAUUGCUAUUCAGCAGCAUCCCCGGAGACGAGCAUCAAGUCUUUCAUCGUCUCGCAGAAGGCACAAAUUGGCAACUACUAGCCGAACAAACCAAAGGUGUAUGGAGGAUCGACGAACCGGGGAAUGGCUUGGCAGAUGUAGUCGCGGAACGAGUUAGAUAA